This is a messenger RNA of Microbotryum saponariae, 2387 nucleotides long. The record is from the annotation of a GenBank genome assembly. NCBI's taxonomy places the organism in Eukaryota, Fungi, Basidiomycota, Microbotryomycetes, Microbotryales, Microbotryaceae.
AUGUUGCGCACCACGGCGAUGACGGGUCGUACCGGCCUGUCGAGCGCGGCCUCGCGAUUGCCGUCCACGACGAUGCGUCAGGCGCUGAUCAAGAGGGUCAGUACUAUCCAAAAACUAUCUGAAAUUACUAGUGUAUGUGCUGAUGCUCCCUUGCUCUCCACCCCCAUAUCCGCCUUGACCCCUUCCCGUGGCAACUCGGCGCGAUAAUCCUACAACUUGCAACCCCGCCGGCACCAACCUUGAAACCUUGAAAAUCGUACCAACCCCAACACCGACCUCGAACUCAAAAACCACAGACCUACGCUACUUCUACUACUACUACUACUCCCUCCAAAUCGAACGUUCUACCGAUCCCGCCCAACUCAACCUCGGUGCCACCACUUUCGACACCGAUCGUCGCCCGUCGUUCACUGACCCGAAAGGUGCUGACCCCACUCGCCCUACUCGCCAUCACUUUUUACGGCGUUUCGAUCCCGCUAGGUUACACUUCACUCCGAUAUCGUGAUUUCCUCGUCGAGUCCGUACCGGGGGGUGAAUUGAUAGGUGACGCUUUGGACAAGUACGAACUAGAUCGUCAUCACGCCUCCCUUACCGACGGAAGCGCCAAAGUCGAUCAAGCUCUUUCGAAACCGACCGCUUCGGGUCCUUUGACGACAAAGUCUACUACUUCUACUUCUUCGACUGCUGCGACUACACCUACUGCUGCUGGCUCUGUAGCGAAGAAGGAGACCGAAUUGACGCGUUACGCCGAAUCAAAGGCCAAGGCCGAGGGAUGGCAAUUGAAGAAAGGUGACAAGGCCGAUCCGAUCAAGGCGCGAGAGGAAAUCAAGGCGAAAGCGGAUCAGGUCGCUCAAUCCGUUUCGGACGCGACUCGAAAAGCGAAAGACCGCGCGGUGGAAAAGGCGAAAGAAGCUCAAGGGUUGGCGCAACAAGUCGAAACCGAGCUCGGAGCAAAGGUCGAACAGGUCAAGGUCAAGGUUGGCGAAGUUCUCGAUAAGGCUUCGAGUGCGGUUCAAAAGAUCGUGCCCAAGGUUGAGGAACCUGAAUCGACUUUGCCCGUGUUUGCUCAACGACCACGCCAAUUGGACGCGACGCCGAUCCCACCCAAGAAAGCGCCCGUUGGAACGCCUUACGAUGGUCCACCUUUGCCUCUUGGGUUCGAGCCCGCGCCCGGGUACCAAAAACCUCGUGCACCCGCGACGCCGAGCGAUCAGCUCAAACCGGUUCCUACGCCUCCUCAACCUCUACCGCUCGUCGCGCCCGUCAUCAAAUCGGACGAGCAGGCCGCUUCGGAACCGAUGCUCGGUCAACUCGCUUCUACGAUCGAUGCGUUGGCCCAAUUCGUCGAGAAUUCGGACGAAGGUAAAGCCUCCGCUGCGACGGGGGUGUUGAAGGGUGCGCAGAACGAUCUCAAAACUUUGGCGGCGAGGUUGCAAGCGAUCAAGCACGAGGGCGAAGCCACUUUAUCGACGAGUUUGGAUCGUCAGGCGAAGGAAUACUCGAACCUUUUGGUCAAGGCGGAGAAGGACUUGGUAGAUCGUUUGGAUCAUCAAGAGGAGGAUUGGAAGAAGGCUUUCGAGGACGAGAGGAAGAAGUUGGUCGAGGCGUACAAGACCAAGUUGCAGAACGAACUCGAAACGCAACAGGCGUUGAUCGAUCAACGACUCAAGGAAGAGGUCAUCGCUCAAGGCGUUGAAUUGCAACGUCGUUGGGUCGACGAGAUCAAACUCAAGGUCGAAGAGGAACGUGGUGGGCGAUUGGCCAAAUUGGAUCAAUUGGAGGGUGGAAUUCGCAAGUUGGAAAAGGUGACGCAGGGCAACGUCGAGUCGAUGACGAUGGCCCAAAAAGCGCGCAAGUUGCAAACGGCGGUCAAAGCCGUCGAACACGCGAUCGAAUCCGGUCGACCGUUCGUGAACGAACUGAACGCGCUCGAAAAGCUCGCUAAAGAAUCGGCUGACCAAGCGCCGAUCCUCGACGUGGCUCUUUCGACCAUCGACGAAUCGAUCGCUUUCUCCGGCGUGGCGUCGUUCCCUUGCCUCGCAUCACGCUUCACCAACUCCGUCGCCCCCCAAUUGAAGAAGGUCUCCCUCCUUCCCGAACAUGCCGGUGUGCUCUCUUACGUUCAAUCCUACCUGCUUUCUUACCUCCUCUUUGAGAAACAAGGUUGGGCGGAAGGCUCGGACGUGGUGAGCGUUAUCGCUCGAGCCAAGUUCCAUCUGUUGAACAAGGAUUUGGAUCAAGCAACGAGGGAGGUCAACUCUUUACAAGGUUGGCCGAAAGCUUUGGCGAGGGAUUGGUUGAAGGCGGCGAGGGGUCAUUUGGAGGUGCAGCAGGCUUUGAGCGUGGUCGAAGCGGAGACGACGGUGCAGGGUUUGAAGGCGCUGUAG